Messenger RNA from Alnus glutinosa, 857 nucleotides. Its product is annotated as small heat shock protein, chloroplastic. The record is from RefSeq and is a predicted model, not a curated record. Lineage: Eukaryota; Viridiplantae; Streptophyta; Magnoliopsida; Fagales; Betulaceae. The transcript is spliced from 2 exons. The coding region runs from base 80 to 718 and encodes 212 amino acids.
CCCCCCUGUACUGUAAUAAUAUAUAAACCCCCAUGCCCCUCCUUUCCAAAACCCAGAAAAGCGGAAAACAAUUCCUGCAAUGGCAUCGUCUUUUGUUCUCAGAAGGGUCACCGUCCCAACCCUCCUCGCCAGGCUCGUCAACCCAAUCCGCUCUGCUUCCGUUGCUCCCUCUCUUUCUCGUUCCUUCAACACCAAUGCCCAGGUCUCCGGCUUCGACGAGGACGACCGGGCCGUUGAUGUCGACCGCCGCUCCGACCGCUCCGUCUCUUACGGCCGUGGCCCCGGCUUCUUCUCUGAUGUGUUGGACCCAUUCUCUCCAACAAGGAGCUUGAGCCAAGUUCUGAACCUAAUGGAGCAGUUGAUGGAGAACCCAUUUGUGGCAGCGUCACAAGGCUUGGGAGCCGGGCCGAGGCGAGGCUUUGACGUGAAGGAGGACGACAACGCUCUGUACAUUCGAAUGGACAUGCCCGGGGUGGGGAAAGAAAACGUGAAGGUGUCGGUGGAGCAGAACACUCUGAUUAUUAAAGGUGAGGCGGAGAAGGAAUCGGAGGAGGGUGAGGAAAGCGGGAGAAGAUACUCUAGCAGGCUCGAUUUGCCUCCGAGCCUGUACAAGCUCGACUCCGUGAGGGCGGAGAUGAAGAAUGGGGUUCUGAAGGUGUUGGUGCCAAAAGUGAAGGAGGAGGAGAGGAAGAAUGUGCUGCAAGUGAAGGUUGACUGAAAAAUGGGAGAAUGUUGGACUCUGUUUUUGCUCUGUUUUGUGUGCAGGCUUAGGGUGCGUACGUCUUUUGUCUGUUUUUUUUUUUGGUUGGUAAAAUUUCAGUUUGGUGAAUAAAUAGGAGUGUUGUGAAGUUUCGAAA